Dioszegia hungarica is the source of this 1584-nucleotide messenger RNA. RefSeq names its product putative ammonium transporter MEP1. Gene Ontology annotation, cellular component: plasma membrane. Gene Ontology annotation, molecular function: ammonium channel activity. The transcript is spliced from 6 exons. NCBI's taxonomy places the organism in Eukaryota, Fungi, Basidiomycota, Tremellomycetes, Tremellales, Bulleribasidiaceae. The record is from RefSeq and is a predicted model, not a curated record. Bases 1 to 1584 code for a protein of 527 amino acids. Gene Ontology annotation, biological process: ammonium transmembrane transport.
AUGGUGAACGCCACAUAUGGUAGUCUGACCGCUGGUGCGGCAGAGGGAGAGACCGUCAUCAACCCCUAUGGUACCGACUUCAUCUCGACGAGCGAUGGUGGCGUUCCAGCGUUCAACCCAGGAGAUAUCGGAUAUCUGCUCUUCUGCGGUGCUCUCGUGCUCUUCAUGAUUCCCGGUCUCGGUUUCCUCUACUCUGGUCUUGCACGGAGAAAAAAUGCCCUGUCACUACUGUUCAUCUGUAUGACAUCGCUCGCAAUCGUCUCUUUCCAAUGGUGGUUCAUCGGUUAUUCUUUCGUCUUCAGUGAGACUGGAGGUGUCUUUUGGGGUGAUGGACGCAACGUCGGUUUCCAAUCUGUCCUCGACCGCGCUAUGCCAGAAACGAACGGCAAGCAGCCUGAAAUCGUCUACGCCAUGUACCAAUUGACCUUCGCCGCACUUGUCCCCGCCAUUCUCAUCGGUGCCGCCGCCGAGCGCUCGCGCAUCCUUCCCGCCAUGGUCUUCAUCUUCUUCUGGACCACCCUCGUCUACGACCCCCUCGCGCACUGGGUCUGGUCCGUCAACGGCUGGGCCUUCAAGUGGGGUGUCCUCGACUACGCCGGUGGUGUCCCCGUCGAAAUCGCAUCCGGUAUCGGCGGUCUCGCUUACUCGUACUUUAUCGGCAAGCGUCGUGACUAUGGUACCGACCGCGUCCUCUUCAAGCCCCAGAACGUCUCGCAGAUCGUCCUCGGCACGGUACUCCUCUGGGUCGGAUGGCUCGGAUUCAACGGUGGAUCCUGCUUUGCCGCCUCCCUCAAGGCCGCCAUUGCCAUCUUCAACACCAAUCUGGCUGGAUCCGUCGGCGCCAUCGCAUGGCUCAUCAUGGACUUCCGCUUGGAACGUAAAUGGUCGGUCGUCGGUUUCUGCACCGGUGCCAUUGCCGGUCUUGUCGCUAUCACCCCUGCCGCCGGAUUCGUCGGUCAGCCCGCUGCCGCCCUCAUCGGUCUCGUUUCUGCCGUCGUAUCCAACUUGUGCACCCGGCUCAAGCACACCAUGCGCGUCGACGACGUCAUGGACAUUUUCGCCGUCCACGCCUUGGCGGGUAUCGUCGGUGUCCUCAUGACCGGUCUCUUUGCUCAGGCUUCCGUUGCUGCCACGGACGGCUUUGCCGUGAUUGACGGUGGAUGGCUCGACCGUAACUGGAUUCAGCUCGGAAAGCAAGUUGCCUGGGCCGUUGUCGGAAUCACUUGGACCUUCGUCAUCACCUACGCCAUCAUGUUCCUGAUCAACCUCGUCCCCGGUCUUCACUUCCGCGCCACCGAGGAGGCCGAGAUUGUCGGGAUGGACGAGGUCGAGCUCGGCGAGUACGUCGCCGACUAUGCCUUCUUCGACCGUGAUCUCGAGGGACAGUACCAGCACCCCGGAUUCAAGGACCACUACAAGCUCUCGCGGGCCAUGACGGGCAGCAGGAGGGGACGUGGUGAGCGGUCGGCGUCGGCGGGACCUACGGGGCCGAGGGAGGCGGGUGCGGCGGGACACAUGACGCGCGUGCAUGAGGAGGCGGUCGUGCCGGAUGCGGCGUCGUCGGGCUCGAAUGAGAAGAUGUAG